AUGAUGAGUGCGCCCGUCCCUCACUUCCAGAUUGACGACGGCGACGAAUUCUCAGUUCCAUACUCGACGAAUCUAGCCAUGCAAGCACAUCGGGUCGAAGAUGAGAUCAUGGAGCUGCUCUGGCAAGACAAACGCCAGAGACCGGCCAAGCCACGAUCUCCGCCGUAUGUGUGCGAGGACGCCGCGAUAGCAGCAGGCGGCCGUGAGGAGGGGGUGGCAAGUCAUGAGAUGACGGUGACGUCAUCGCCCGUCGGCUCCACCACAGCUGGCAUGGGGGGGCUAGCUCCGACGAGCGCGGCGUCACAGCUUCGCAUGCAGACGGAGAAGAGGAAGGACGGCGAGUGGCUCAGUGACAAGGACGUUUCUUUUAAAUCCGCUAAUGCAAAGGAGCAAGUUGCUAAAUCAACCCCUGCAAAAAGAUCUCGCAGUGCAAAUGACCACAAUCUGUUGGAGAUGGAAAAUAUGCCUAUGAACAAUCUGUGGCAUAGUGGUUGGGACCGGUUCCCCAAUGUUUUGCUCAGAAACAUAUCCGGUCUCCAUAGACGUAGAGACAGAAUAAAUGGAAAAAUGAGGGCCUUGCAACAACUUAUUCCUCAAUCCACCAAGGCUGAUGAAGCAUCAUUGCUGGAUGAAGCGAUUGAGUACUUGAAGUCACUUCAAUUGCAAGUGCAGUCACUUCAAUCGGAAGUGCAGAUGAUGUCCAUGGGGUGUGGCUUGGUCCCUGUUGUAUUUCCUGGUUUACAACCCUACAUGCCAUGCAUGAACAUGGGCACUGCAAUAGAUGCAGGCAUGAAUCGCUCCAGGAUGCUAUUUCCUAACGUCUUGGCUGGUUCGAUGACGCAACCGUCACCUAAUGGUGCUCAAUUGGGCCCUGGGUUCCCCAUUCCAACCUUUAGCACGCAGCAAGAAACUCCUGAUCAAUUAGGAACACCAUCACCGAAUCUUUUGGAUCUGAUCAUUAAGCUCACAGAUGAUUAA
This is a messenger RNA of Syzygium oleosum, 978 nucleotides long. Its product is annotated as transcription factor PIF1-like. Gene Ontology annotation, cellular component: nucleus. The record is from RefSeq and is a predicted model, not a curated record. The transcript has 7 exons. Gene Ontology annotation, molecular function: protein dimerization activity. NCBI's taxonomy places the organism in Eukaryota, Viridiplantae, Streptophyta, Magnoliopsida, Myrtales, Myrtaceae. Bases 1 to 978 code for a protein of 325 amino acids.